Messenger RNA from Amblyraja radiata (thorny skate), 5362 nucleotides. Its product is annotated as protein shisa-6. Gene Ontology annotation, cellular component: AMPA glutamate receptor complex; dendritic spine membrane; postsynaptic density. Lineage: Eukaryota; Metazoa; Chordata; Chondrichthyes; Rajiformes; Rajidae. Gene Ontology annotation, biological process: regulation of AMPA receptor activity; regulation of short-term neuronal synaptic plasticity. The transcript has 7 exons. The coding region runs from base 480 to 2237 and encodes 585 amino acids. The record is from RefSeq and is a predicted model, not a curated record.
CACCUUGCCCCAUCACAGCAACCCGGGCUAGUGGAAGCACCUUAAAUCCCUCCCAAGAUCUGAUGGUCCACGAGAGAGAGAAAAUACUCUUCAAAACUUCCACAUCCCAACGGUACGGAAGGGAUUUUCGCCUGUGGACGAGGGAUGUGAUCCAAUGCAAACCCCCAUCCUGAUAUUCUUUUAUAAAAACAAAAGACUUUUGUUAUCUUCCCUGCCUUGGGUAGAGGUUGCCCGGUUUGCCGCAGUGGAUAGUGCAUCUGUUUGAUUUAUACUCCGUGUGUAUCUAUUGAAAUAGAUAUCUCAAGCCCGUUUGUUUCCUGGGCGGAUUGAAAGCGAUGCUUGUGGCGAGCCCAUGGCUCUCGGGCAUGCGGGAGCUGGCCGUUAGCGGAGGGAUCGGGCAGCAGGGCAGGAGGAGCUAGUUUCUGCCCGGGGAGAGAUCGCAGGAGAGAGGUGAGGAGCGAGAAGACAGCGGCGAGGCGAUGCAGCACCUUCUGCUCUUCCUCGUGUACAUGGACCCACUUAACCUGCUGCUGUGCGCAGGGAGGACCCGCAACAGGACGCUGGCCUCUUCCCGGCGUCAAGGGGGUUACACUUCCAAGGUGCAACAGAUCAACACCACGGUGGUGGUGCCCGUUCUGCAGAUCAGCAGGAUGAAGCCGCUGGUGCUACAACACACGGAGAAAUGCCGGGGUCACUACGACGUGGCCGGCCAGUGGGACCCCGAUUUCGAGUGCAACAGGACUUCCUACAAUUUCUGCUGCGGAACCUGCUACAUGCGCUACUGCUGCCAAGACAAGAACUACCGCCUGGAGCAAAACAGCUGCAAAAACUACGUGACUCCCAAAGUGGAGCUUCAAGUCACCACCGACCCGGAUCGGAACGAACUGGAGAACGUGUACGACCCCAGCAAAGACAAGACUAACAGCACGGUCUACAUCAGCUGCGGCGUGGUCGCCUUUGUAAUUAUAGCUGGUGUCUUCGCCAAAGUUGCCUACGACAAAGCGACUCGACCUCCUCGUGAAAUGAACGUUUCCAGGGCCCUGGCGGACAUUUUACGAAACCAGGGACCAAUCCCAGUACCACACUUCGAGAGGGAGAACAUGACAGCAAUAGAUGGAUCGCCCAAGGAUAGUUCACCUGUUCGAGCCACCAAAAACCAUUUCACGCCAGUUCGAACAUCCAAGGGCAACCACGGGCUCUACGGGAAGGAUUCAGGCACCAGCCAUGGCUAUCGCAGCGGAGGACCUGACCUGCACAACUUCAUCUCUUCAGGAUUUGUGACACUAGGGCGAGGACAUCUCAAGGACUGUUUCCGAGAUCCUUUCCAAUAUUCCAAACCAACAAGCCAUAAGGAAAAAAUUGCAUAUCUGGACUGGGAGGCCAAAAACGAUCAGAGGUUUCCCCAAAGAUACAGAGAACUUGGAACCCUUGGUAACCAUCACCAUAAUUACAAUCACUUGGGAUUGAUCAGUCCCACUCAGACCCCCACCAAUGAAAAGCCUCGGAUGAACAGCAUCCUUACAUCUGCGACUGAGCCAUAUGACCUGUCUUUCUCAAGGUCCUACCAGAGCCUGUCACACCUUCCACCAUCUUACGAGACUGCAGUCAAAUCUGACAUAAGCAAGUAUUCUUCACUAAAACGAUUAAGUGAGAAGGAGAUGGACGAGUACUACAUGAAGAGAAGGCAUCUUCCAGACUUGGCAGCAAGAGGGACUCUGCCUCUCCAUGUUAUCAAAAUGAAUCAGGAACACCACAGUAACCAUAGAGAGAGGCCUAGACGGCCAGUACGGGCCAUGUCACAGGACAGGGUCCUGUCUCCAGAGAGAGACCUGCCUCAAGAAUGUAUCAUGUCUUAUGAGCGCAUCCUGUCUGAUGAACAACUCUUGUCAGCUGACCGCCUCCAGUCCCGGGACCCUCUGCUCUCUCCGGACAAAGUCAUGUCCCUCAAACGCACCGCAUUCCACGAGAGGGCCAUGUCCAGGGCCCUGUCUCAAUCCCACACAGAUAUCUUUGUAUCCACACCCAUCUUAGAUCGUUAUAAGAUGACAAAAAUGCACUCACAUCCCAGUGCCUCAAACUCUUCGUCCAAUACCUUAAGUACAAAUCAGACGAACCACACUGCUGCUAAGCGACAUGCCUUUGCUUCUCGUCGACACAACACGGUGGAGCAGCUCCACUAUAUCCCAGGACAUCAUCGUAACUACCAUACAGCCAGCAAAACAGAAGUAACUGUUUGAUGGUAAAAAGCCCAUCGCCGAUUCUACAAUAACAAGAGUGUGGAGGGUUUGCCAGUAAGCCAAAGGACAAUGGCACUGUCAGACUACACUAAUUACCCGCACUCUAAUUUCUGAUAUGUUAUUUAGGCAAGUGUAUUUGUAUCUAAACAAAAUGGCGUACUAUACAAGGCUUCAGUCUUUUCAGAGAAACUUACCAUCAAUUCCUUGUUUUAUUCAAGGUUUUCAUUUUAGUUGGUACAUUAGCACAACAGAGGGCGGUGAACCAACCAGGUCACCUGACAGUUUCUAUCAAAGGAAGCCAUUUGGUAUGGUCAUCACUUGUAUGAGCUUAGAGCAACAAAAUCAAGGGUUGAAUUUCUAGCCAACUACUAUUGCUACUCUCGGAAAUUGAAAUUAUUUGUGUUGGAAGAGACGGAUAAUUAAUUUGGUAAUUAGAAUUUUUGGGUUAAUUCAACAAAAGUAAAGGAUACCAUAUCAUCCCGAAUAGUGUGUUUUUAAAAAAGUCCAUCUUCUAAGCAUGUACAGUAGAAUUCAAUUAGACCACGCAUAGGCAACCAAUUCAUAACAUAAACGAGGGGCAGAGCUGGCUUUUAUUCCAUGCUUUAAUUUUUGCCCCUUGGAAUGGUUGCUUAGAAUUCCAGGCCUAGGGUUGGUGAAAUAGCUUCAUUAUAGAGAGAAUACAAAUUGCACCAUUGACCAUAUCUCUACCACUUCCGAUAAGUGUAACGAGUUAUAUGUUUUUUUUCCUCUCUCAAUGGUACGAGUUUUUAUACGGAGUGUACGAAUUCCCAAGAAAUCUGCAGCACUUACAAGAUAAUAAGUUUAUUUCAUGAGCAUGGGACUCUGUAAAUGGAUCUUUGAACCUGGGACGAUAUUACUUGCCGAACUUAGUUUUUUUAAAAUCUCAUGCAUUAUUCGCAAGUUUGCUUCUGACACAUGAAAUGCCACUCAGAUAGGCGUUGAAGUCACUAACCAUGCCAAAGAGCCAAGCUUAGUGAUGGUUUGAAGUGAACCCGACAAAGAUUAAUCAUUUGUUUAUGUUAAUCACCGAGUAGUGGUAGCCAAGAGCUUUCAGGCAUGCAGACAUUAAAGUUUUAGCAAACCAUAGAAGGUGGAGGAGACAGAGUUUAUCCAUUUGUAAUGUCAUGAAUGCCAAGUUGCAUUGUUUUCUUGUUUUCGGCCACUCUUCUGCCAUGUGCUGGAAGAGGAGAUUAGCGGAUAACUUGGCAUUGUGUGUGGCAUGGACAUUGUGGGCCAAAGGGCCCGUUCCUGUGCUGUAGUGUUCCAUGUUCUAUGUUCUAUGUUUCCCAUCCUGCUUCGCUUAUAUUUGUGUACUUUUUUGUUCAGAGUAUUUAUUCUUCUGUGAAACAUUGAUUAUUCAUGUUUAGAAAGCAACCACAUGCAUUCAUCAUUCUUCAGUUUUCUGACACGUUCUCCUCAUCAUUUCCUGCUCAGUUUGCUUCCCCUAGAGUACUAGUGAAGCUGCGAAUGGUCCAGGUUGGCCAGGCACCUGUACACUCAAGUGUACAUGCAGUGCAGUGGUGAGGACACAGGCACAAUCUAAUGGUGGAAUUCAGAAUAAUUAGAAACAUAUAUAGAGCGCACAGGACUCUUGGGGUUGAUCUGAAAAUUGAUAUCCCCCACAGAUUAGCAUGUUAAGUAUUCAGAUCUACUGUUCACAAAAGUGGUGGAGCCUCUGGAUCUGUAAAACAAAGUAUGUGUUGAAAAUUGUGAUUUGUAAGUUUGAAGCUAUAUAUAAAUAUUGGACAAGUGCUGGCCUGCUGAGGCAUGUAUUGUAUAGUGUGGAAUGAUUUUUAAGUCAUUGAAUGGCUUGUGGUGACCUUACAUACAAGUGGAAGAGAUCCUAUAGUGUAGCAGUUGUGUGAUCUUCUGUGUUAUAUAGGUGGCCUAGAAAUGUACUUGGGAUUUUUUGUGCAACGUAGGCCAUUAAGUAAUAAUUACAUAGUUAGAUAUGGAUUUUAUCUUCAUUAGCAAGUUCCUAAAAAGCGAAUCCAUCACUAGUAAGAAAUAUGAUUAGAUGAUUAUGUGAAACCAAAUGUUAUUUUAACUAUCUGGCUACCUUCAGAUCAUUUUAGGCUCACACACAUCUCGUCAUAAUUCCUUUGUAUUGUGUAUGAAGUUAUAAAAUAUCCGCAACAUUACGCACUGUCCAGCAAUAUCAGUGAGAUGCCACCUCAUUGCAAUGCAACCAAAUAAGGGAUGUGAAGGAAAAUUUGCAUUUGUUUUAAAAGUAAAGGGAGAAUAGCUUGCAUUGUAAACAGUGGAGUGUGAUCAAAGUCUCGUAAGUCUUGUUACAGAUAUUUGAACACUUAUAUGCCAUGGUCCUGGUUCAAAUCUUGGUUUUCACUACUAUUUAGAAUUACAUCUCUUGUGGAUUUAGACAGGUUAGAAAAUAAAGUUGCUGGCAUAUUUGAUUAAUGCAUCUUGAAAGACAGGAGGAUAAAAUUAAGUAAUUAAAGAAGGUAAUUGUCCAAAUGCCAAGCCAUGUUGCGGCAGAGAUACAGACAUUCAUCGUCUAGGCUUGCUGGCUCAAUGACUUUGUUUUAGUCACCAAUAAAGUGGAGAGAGUGCAAUGAAAGGAAGAGUUAUUUAUUUUACUCAACAUAUUUCCCUCUUUUGUUGAUGCUGCUCCAUGGACCAAGUGACUUUUCUUUCUGACACUAAUUCUUGCAGGUGUUAUUAGUCUUGAGGCUGAGUGUGAGGAGCGAUUUGCUUAUGGUAUCAAGAUAUCGGUCAACUUCUAUGUUCGAGUCAUUGCAGUGAAAUGGAAGACGAAGCAUAAAAGCAGCUUAAAAGAAAAGGCCAAAUGUGACAGAGCAAUCAGUGUGCACAUUGGUACCUGUGUCAUCGUGAUUAUGCCCCUUACAGAUCAUGUCAGUCACAAAGCAUAGGAAAGCAAGGGCAAACUAUGAAUCAGUGGCUAGCUCAUCCACAGUAUCAGAAGAUGAAAAUUGCAAUGUACAUAGCAAAGGCCAAAGUGGGGGAAUAUUCAAAGUUGGAAGAAGAUUUGCAGUUUUUAAAGGAUCUAAGACACUACUGUUAUACUUUGUAUAUUAUCUGUAAAUAACACAGUGACACCAACUAAAUAAAAUUGAUGCUUUCAA